Molecule: messenger RNA, 1200 nt
Organism: Pyrus x bretschneideri (Chinese white pear)
Lineage: Eukaryota; Viridiplantae; Streptophyta; Magnoliopsida; Rosales; Rosaceae
Exons: 1
Coding region: 326-1072 (248 amino acids)
Source: RefSeq, a predicted model, not a curated record
UAAAAAUAAACCAAUAAGUAAAGCAACAAGAUUUCCUGCAGAGUGCAGAGUCUCUAUAAAACGCAAAAGCAUGGUGAGAACUGACACAAGGGGCUUCUCACUUCGUCCAACCCCCACGAACUCACAAACCCUCGCCCCCUCUGCUCCUCUCACGUACCGUACUGUCCAUACAAUUUCACUUCCAACUCCAAACAUUUUCCGAGAAAUCAAAACUUUCCCGGAAAAUCACCCUCCAAUGUCACAAUAAACCAUCUCACAAGUAGUCACACCUUCUGUAAUCAAUUUCCACCUCCAACCGGUUUUCCCUGUUUGUGUCUUACCGAAGAUGGGGUCGUGGGAUUUUGACACCGUGAAGGCAGAGAAAACCAGCGCCAUGCGGAGGUACAACCGCCUCCGCACUGCCGCGAAGCUCUUUCGUUUCGCUGAAAUUGGCGCGGGCAUCCUCUUCCUCUCCUGGACCUUCGCCCGCAUCCCCUUCGCCCUCACCAUCUCCCGCGACUACUUCCUUCUCCUCUCCGGCGUCGUUUCGAGCCCUCUCUUCGUCUUCCUCCUCUGUCACGUCAUCAUCGCCUCUUUAGUCCUCAAGUCGCGCCACGUCAGCUCGACCGAUCGUAAUAACGACGGCGUGGAGGCCGAACUCUACGCGGAAUUCGUCGAAGGCAGCGCCGGAGGAGCCGAUAGUAAGUCUCAGCUACAAGACAACGUCGUUCCGCGCGAGGCAGAAGAGGUUGUGUACCAGGACAAGCAGAUCGUUUCGGAGGUGAACUCGGCGGAUCCUAAACCGGAAACUGAGUCGAACUCGGACUCUGACUCGGAGUUCACGAACAUCAUUCGGAGGACGAAAUCGGAGAAGUUCGAGAAAAAGCCUGCACCGGCAAAGCUGCGGAGAUCGGAGACGGAGCUUUGCCGGAAAACGGUGAGGUCCAGAGAGGAAUGUGCGGCCGAAGAUACAGAGGAGGAGGACGAUUUGAGCAACGAGGAGUUUCAGCGCGCCAUUGAAGCUUUCAUAGAGAAGCAGCUGAAGUUUCGUCACCAGGAGUCUCUGGCCGUUGUUCUGAAGAACCAGAGCUAAUAAUAAAAUAAAAAAAAUAAAAAAAAUUAAAGUUGAGUUAAUUGGAUGUAAGCCACGGCUACCUACUGUUAUGUACAGUAAUUUCUGGUAGAAAAAAAUGGGGAAAUUAUAAAAAUCAUUUACUACAA